GCUUUAAAGAAGUCAGUGCUCCAACUAUUACCCCACCUCUCAAUCAGCCCAAAAGAUCAAAAAAACGCCAUACCAAUUUGACAUUGGAUAAAAUGAUGGAAAAGUUCCUGCAGCAGAGCAUGGAUACAGACGAGAAAUUUUACAGAUUUGAAGAGCAGAGGCUCAAAAUUGAGGACAAGCGUCGGGAAGCUGAGCAUGCUCGAGAACUCCAGAUGUUACAGAUGUUGGGACAGAUGUUGGCUGGAAUUUCUUCUUCAGUAUCACAGAGGUCACAGUCUAUACCAACAAGUCCACCUCGGAGAGCGAACCAUCGUUCAUAUGCGGAUAACUUUAAUUAUAAUGCUAUGACAGCAACACUUUCUCCACCGAUAGUUAUAGAGAGGUCUUUUUCACUGCACAGAACACACACUCUGAAGGAUAUGGAGAAUAUUUUCCAGCUGGUGCGCAAUGUUAUCCCUCCUCUCACAGGGAAAAAGCAUAAAGGUCAAGAUGGUCGUAUAGGCAUUGUUGGAGGAUGUCGAGAAUACACUGGAGCACCAUAUUUUGCUGCAAUUACAGCCCUCAAAGUGGGUGCAGAUUUAUCCCAUGUGUUUUGUACCAAAGAUGCAGCAACGGUAAUCAAAUCAUAUAGUCCAGAGCUGAUUGUUCAUCCAGUUCUUGAUAGUCCCAAUGCUGUCCAUGAGGUGGAAAAGUGGUUACCACGGCUGCACUCGGUUGUCAUAGGACCUGGCUUAGGCAGAGAUGAAGUUCUGCUGGAGAAUGCUAAGGGUAUUAUAGAGAAAUCGAAAAUGAAAGGAAUUCCUAUCAUUAUUGAUGCAGAUGGACUGUGGCUCAUUUCCCAGCAGCCUUCUCUUAUCCAAGGCUACCAGCGAGCUAUUCUUACUCCAAACUACAUGGAGUUCAGUAGACUGUAUGAGGCCAUGCUUAGAGACCCCGUAGACAGUAGUGAUCAUCAUGGAUGUGUGCUAAGACUCAGCCAAGCCAUGGGGAAUUUGACAGUUGUGCAAAAGGGAGAAAGAGAUCUUAUUUCAGAUGGAGAGAAGGUUCUUGUGUGCAGCCACGAAGGGAGCAGCCGGAGAUGUGGUGGGCAGGGGGACCUCCUUUCUGGUUCUCUUGGAGUCUUGGCACACUGGGCAUUUGUUGCUGGAGCUGAAAAAACAAAUGGUCAAAAUCCCUUUCUAGUGGCUGCAUUUGGAGCUUGCUCUCUCACAAGGCAGUCUAACCAGCAAGCCUUUCAGAAAUUUGGACGUUCAAUGACAGCCUCUGACAUGGUUUCAGAAGUUGGAACAGCUUUUAACAAACUUUUUGAAACCUGAAGCCAAAGCAGCAAAGAAGAAAAGAACAAUGACUGCAAGAGUAAUUACAUGUACCGUAGAUUUUACAUAAUGCACCCUUUCAAGUGCUAUAGCAGCAUUGGUAUGUUAGGUAGAUUUUUUUAUUUUUAAGAAUAGAAAAAAUAUGAUUAAUGUAGAUAUUUUUUAAGAGUUUGGAAUACAAAACUGUUUUGGCUGAAAUAAGCUGUAGUUGCAGAUCUGUUAUAAUAUAAUAAAACUAAACUGAAAGUAUUCCUCUGUUCUUUUUGAUAGUUAUUGAGCAAUAACUAAAGUGUGAACAGCAAAAAAAAAAAAAUGCACUUGAUACUUAGAUAAAAUUCUUCCACCAGCUCAACUGAAUUUCUUGGAUUUCACCAAGGUUGUCACUUGUCAUUCUUAGACCCUCUGUCUAGAAUUAGCUAUUGCACUUCAUUUUUUGCCAUGCUAGUAGAGUAAGAAGCAAAAAGUAAGCCUCUUUGGAAAGAGAAUGCAUGAGAAUUGCUGUAGAUUUUGAAUGUAAUUAGUUGCCUUUUCCCAUUCCUGGUCCUAGAGGCAGCAUUCAUUUAGACAAGGCAUCCCUUCCUGCAACGUCUUGUUAUUUUUUUUUAAGGUUCUCCCUUGGCAGAAUAAAGAUAUGCUAUAGAUA
Messenger RNA from Zonotrichia albicollis (white-throated sparrow), 1959 nucleotides. The record is from RefSeq and is a predicted model, not a curated record. NCBI's taxonomy places the organism in Eukaryota, Metazoa, Chordata, Aves, Passeriformes, Passerellidae.